UCUGUGCUGAGUGUAAUGUCAGAUUUCAUCUGUGGAGGAACUGAGAGGAAGGACAGUCAUGAGAAGCAGUCGUUCAGGAACACCAGUCUGAGAAACAACAAGAUUCUGUUCAGGUCAUUUCCUGGUGAUAAUCAAUGAUCCAGUACAACUGUUCGUCUCCAGACUCGCUGUACGCAGCUGUGAAUGCAUCAUGGUGCUCCACCAGAGAGGACGAAUGUCACAUCAGAACGGUGAACCAGUCCGACCUCUGUCUGAGCCGCCGUGCUUUCCUGGAGAAGAACCUGGGCCCUUGCCGCUCACCCUUCUUCCUGCCUAUGUGCGUCACCUACCUGCUCAUCUUUGUAGUCGGCGUGCUGGGCAACAGCCUGACUUGUAUAGUCAUCGCCCGUCACCGUGUGAUGCGCACAACCACAAACUACUACCUGUUCAGCUUGGCCAUUUCUGACCUCCUCGUGCUGUUCCUUGGUCUACCACUGGAGCUUUAUGAACUCUGGAGCAACUAUCCCUUUCUGUUUGGCAUCGCUGGCUGCUACUUCAAAACCUGCCUGUUCGAGACGGUCUGCUUUGCCUCUGUGCUAAACGUGACCGCCUUGAGCGUUGAGCGCUACAGAGCGGUGGUGCAUCCUCUGCAGGCCAAACACAUGGCAACGCAAGCUCAUGCCAAGCGCGUUAUCCUUGUGCUAUGGGCUGUCUCACUCUUGUGUGCCUUGCCCAACACCAGUCUGCAUGGUGUGGAUAUGUUAAAACCCCGUUUUGGACUCACUUUCCCCGAUUCGAGUGUGUGUACCCUGGUGCAUGAUAGGUGGAUCUACAACUGGCUGGUGCAGGUGACGGCUCUGCUGUUCUUCAUCCUGCCGAUGCUGACCAUCACUGUCCUGUAUGUGCUGAUCGGCCUGCAGCUGCAUCGAGAACGCCAGUGUUUUGAUUCACAGAUUGGGCUCAAUCAAGAUGGGGUAAAUCAGAGGGCACGCCAUGGGCAAGUCACAAAAAUGCUCUGUGCAUUGGUGAUUGUGUUUGGAAUCUGCUGGGCCCCGUUUCACAUCGAUCGUGUCAUGUGGAGCUACAUUGAUGAAUGGACUGCAGAGAACCACUAUGUCUUUCAGUAUGUGCAUCUUCUUUCUGGAGUCUUCUUCUACUUGAGCUCAGUGGUCAAUCCCAUCUUGUAUAACCUCAUGUCUUCACGCUUCAGAGAAAUGUUCCGUGAUGUGGUGUGUCAAAAAGACCGUCGUAAGCUCUCAAUAAUUCCAUAAGAAGCCAAAGCAUCAAGUUUUACAUGUCACCAACCAACACACAGACUGAAAGUCAGACUGGAACAACGUAUGCAAGUGGAGCGGAGAGACAGAGAUUCCCCAUUUCCACUGAAAAACACUGAUUUCCAAAAAAACGCAGCACUGAACACAAAGUCUGGAACACAGCAAACACUACAGUGAAACACCGUUCAUCCUAACAGUCAAACAUAAGGACUGGAACUCUAAAAUAAAUCACAGAAUGUUACAAUAUAUCUAAGUCUACAUACACUGUAUAGAUGUAAAAUGUUUAGAUAAAGAUACACCACAAGAUUAUUAUAAAAUGAUUUGAAAAAAUAAAAAAUAAUUAAACUGACCCUAAAUGUUUGAAUAGUGUAGAGAAAUCUCUACUCACCAAGGCAGCAUUUAUUUGAGCAAAAACAGUAAUAUUCUGAAAUAUCACACUUUUACUUUCAUUAUUUUCAAGUGUACUUUAUUCCUGGUGAACGUUGAAUUUUCAGCAUCAUUUCUCCAGUCUCACAUGGUCCUUCAGAAAUCAUGAUGCUGCUUAUGAAACAUCUUUGAUUAUUGGAUUUCAGGAUUCAAAGAUAAAUAGAAAGUUCAAAGCAAUCGCAUUUAUUUGAAACAUUAUGAAAGUUUUUACAGUAAUCGUUGGUCAGUGUAUUGCAUCCUUUUAGAAUAAUGAACCAUGUCUUGUAAAACACACUUGUGUAUGACACAGAGUAUAAUUGAUAGAGAUUGUAAAUCUCACAUUUUUCCAGUAACCAAGCAAGUUUCCCAUCAUCUUCACUGUCUGUAUAAUCUACUAUAAUGAUGCCACAUUUCGCAUCUUUGUGACUAUGUGAUGUGAUGAGGUUAUAUAUAUGCAUUAUAUACAGUAUGUUUAUGUUUGUUGCAAGUUGUAUUCCACGUGUGUAAAAAUGACCAUUCCUUGUGGUCUCAGCCAUUCAAUGACUUCAGGACGUCACAAUCACAGUGAAUGUGAAAUGUAUUCAGAAUAUAUGAAUGAUAUACUAAAAAUGAGCUAUGGAUUUAUUCAUUUCACUGAUUAUAUCAUGAGACUUUGUCAAUGGCAUAAAUAAUGCAUACAUUUAUAUAUUAUUUGAAAUAAUGUAUAUAUGUCUAUUAGCCAGAUCUGGAGGGUAAGAACAAUAUAGUUUUGUCAGUAUCUUCUGUUGUUAUUCAUGUUCUUGUUUUUGCAUGCUUUUUCAAUUAUGUAUUGUUAAAUAUCAUCCUCAUGUUUAUUUCACCGCUUUUAAUUUAUUCAGCCAUUGUUUUGGUUUAACAAUUAAUUAUGGAUUCUCAUAUCAAAACUAACAUUUUAAAUGCAUUAUCCAUUAAAAACAACAGAGAAAUCAGUUGUCAUUGUUAUAGUACUGAUUGUAUUAAAGUUCAUAUUUUACUGGGAGUUUCUUCUUUAUAUCUGGCCUGCUGUUAAAAGAAAAAUGAGGAAAAUGUCACCAGUAGGAUAAUUAAACCAAGAUGUAAUUUGAAUAAACUAUUCAAAUCUGAUUGGAUGCAUCAGAAUGAUGAUUCAAUAUUAAUUUAAUAUAUCUAUAUUCAUAUUUAACAUUCAGUUUAUUGAAUAUAUUUGGAAAGUAAAACAUGCAGCUAAUAGAUUUAGAAAAGUGGCUCUUUUGGCAUAAAGCAUCAGAAUUCACACCACACAGACAGUAUUGAUCAUCUAUACUCUUUCAUGUGUAUGAAUCAUGCUUUAUUCCGA
Messenger RNA from Carassius gibelio (silver crucian carp), 2970 nucleotides. Its product is annotated as neuromedin-U receptor 1-like. The record is from RefSeq and is a predicted model, not a curated record. Gene Ontology annotation, molecular function: neuromedin U receptor activity. The transcript has 4 exons. Bases 135 to 1250 code for a protein of 371 amino acids. Gene Ontology annotation, biological process: G protein-coupled receptor signaling pathway. NCBI's taxonomy places the organism in Eukaryota, Metazoa, Chordata, Actinopteri, Cypriniformes, Cyprinidae. Gene Ontology annotation, cellular component: plasma membrane.